CAAUUAGCCCAUAAUCUUUAAAAAAUUCAAAAUGAGCAAAAUUAUAAAAUAAAGUCUGAACAGAAAACUAAAAUGUAUUUAUUCGGCCCACAUGUCUGAUGAGAACCUGGAGUUUGUUCGAUAAAUGGCAGAACAAAGUUAGCACAAACAUCUCAUUAUUUCAGUGACCUACAGUACAGUAAGGGUAACAUUGCUUGCAGAGCAGAAUUAUCUUUUGCAUUAUCACCCCCUUGAACACACACAAACUGAACGCAUCCUUCGCUACAAUGCCUCGCUUCGUCAUUAUGCUAAUGAUCUUGGUGAUUUGGUUUUCUCAAACUGAAGGUCAAGAAAUCUAUCCUGCAAAGGUUUAUUCAGAUAAAUACAAAGGCAAGCUGAAGUUCACAUGCAGCACAUUUGGGCUGAAGAACACCCCACAGAACAACCAGUUCUAUAUUUACCUCUGUAGAAAUGGUAUUGCAAUAGACAUGAAAUCGGGUUGUCGAGAUGUUACAUUUUAUAUAGACGACAAUAGAAAGGACAACACAGGAAAUUAUAGUUGUGUCUUUUCAGUGCAUAAGCAUAACUUUGAUCAAGUGAUACAAAAUGGCAUAAAUUUUAUCUUCAUUACUACAAACGAUUCCUUCGUCCCGGCAGUGAUAGCCUUGUCUCAGACAAACGUAAUAACAGGAUCUGAUGUUGAAUUCCAGUGUACUUCUUUAAACUUACCUGAUAGGAUCCAGAAAGGCAACGUUUAUGCCGUUCUGUAUAAGAACAGCACUGUGAUUCAGAUGACUAUUUGGGACAUGACAAAGAACAAGGCAAGGUUUACUCUAAAAGAAGUCAGUAUACAAGAUGCUGGAACAUACAUCUGUUGUCUGAUGUCAGAGCCUUUCCAUUUUCCUAAAAAUGUACAUGGUGUCAAUGAAGUCAUCCUUCAUGUUACUGACUACAUUAAAGAAACUCUAAUAAUUACUGGUGGUGUCGUGUCUCUGCUGCUGAUUAUUUUGUGUCUUGGACUUGUCUCUAUGAGAAAGUUUCAAAAUCAAGUUGAUUGCUUUAAAGGCCACAGUGAAAGUCAUGACCCAAGAGAUGCAGAGAUGAACCAAGAUGAAGUGCAGACUGAACACAGCUCUGGUACAGAAUGGGAUCAAUCCUCCUCAAACAGUGAAAGUUCUUCAUAUGCAACUUAUCAGGUGUGAGAAGAGCAAUAACAACAAUGGCUACGACAGAAACUGCAGAAACUUCAGGACUAUUCUAUACUCUAUACUCUAUAUACUCUAUAAUGUUUCUUUUGUCCAAUAUUGUUGUCUGUUUUUUUUUUUACUUUUAAUAACGUUGGUGUUCAAAAUAAAUGAAACAUGCUGAUGUUCGUAUCCAUUUCUGUGACGUUACGUUACUAUAAACUUAGUUUCCGUCACACUCCUAUACACACACACACACACACACACACACACACACACACACACACACAUAUACACA
Tachysurus vachellii is the source of this 1461-nucleotide messenger RNA. RefSeq lists its product as uncharacterized. The transcript has 12 exons. Lineage: Eukaryota; Metazoa; Chordata; Actinopteri; Siluriformes; Bagridae. The coding region runs from base 267 to 1181 and encodes 304 amino acids. The record is from RefSeq and is a predicted model, not a curated record.